Molecule: messenger RNA, 881 nt
Organism: Oppiella nova
Lineage: Eukaryota; Metazoa; Arthropoda; Arachnida; Sarcoptiformes; Oppiidae
Source: the annotation of a GenBank genome assembly
AAUUAAGCAGACAAAUGAAAAAUACAGAAAUUAUAACAAGAUCAUCUGAAAGUAGUUCGUCGAGUGAUAAAUUCAUGGACUCAGUAGUUGUGUCAGACAUCUAUGAAAAUAAUAAGACUGUCUUAAGAAAUGUGUUGGCACUCAAUCAGUCCAUUAAAAGUAAUUUUAAACACAAGAAUCCAAUGAAUACUAGUGUAACCCAAGAGUUGACACAAUACCUGUCCACACCUAUACUCCGGCCGAUCAAUACAUAUAAGGAUUUGAAUGAAAUUGAAUGCAAACAUUUGCUGGACUUGUAUUUGGCGUCAAAAGUAUUUCAUUUCCCGAAGACUAAUAUGAAGUAUAUUCACAUCACCAAUAUUAUUGAGUUUUAUAUUAAUUGGUGUAAUCGUAUCGAAAUGGACACACAAUGUAUUGUGAGUCUGGCCAAGGAGUUGACUAGUAACGUAGAUAUUUGUCUUAAUGAUCAAAUUGCACUGGUCAAAUACGGUAGCAUGGAAAUUAGUGUAUUGAGGGCUAACUAUAACUAUGAUCUACAGACUGAGAACUGGACCAUUUAUCUCAAUAAUGAUAAUUCAUGCAUAUCUUCAGUACAUAUAUUAAAGGACGAGAAGCGAAAUCUAUACGGAGUUUACAAAAGCCAUUUCAAUAAAAUCAUACCCGAGUGGAAUUGGGACAGGGUACUUGUUGACCUGUUAACAGUAAUUAUACUUUUCAACCCGAAUCGUCCAAGCAUAAUUAACAAGGAUAAAAUUAAGUACCAGCAACAAUUGUACAUCUAUUUACUUCAACGAAUUGAGAUAUUAAAUGGUGUCGAGGAUUAUAUCGAGUAUUUUGGACCCGUUUCUCAAGAAAUGUUUCGCGAUAUCUAUAAGGAUUGA